This is a messenger RNA of Plectropomus leopardus (leopard coralgrouper), 1168 nucleotides long. The record is from RefSeq and is a predicted model, not a curated record. Lineage: Eukaryota; Metazoa; Chordata; Actinopteri; Perciformes; Serranidae.
UCUUCUUCCAGGUAUUUGGCCAUUUGCUACCCGCUGCGCUCCAGAGAGAUGAGAACACCUAAGAACGCCCUGGUCUCCAUCGGCCUGGUCUGGGCGCUGGCGUUGGUUUUCUCAGGACCGUAUCUCAGCUACUACGCCCAGAUGGACCUGUCCGGCACCGUGGUGUGUAUUCCCGCCUGGGAGACCAAACCACGCAUCAUCAUGGACAUGUGCACUUUCGUCUUUGGCUACCUCAUCCCCGUCCUGGUGCUCGGCCUCACCUACGCUCGCACCAUCCGAUACCUGUGGACCAGCGUGGACCCGGUGAAGGACAUGUCCGAGUCGAGGCGGGCCAAGCGGAAAGUCACCAAGAUGAUCAUCGUGGUCGCCGCGCUCUUCUGCCUCUGCUGGCUCCCCCAUCACCUGGUCAUCCUCUGCAUGUGGUUCGGACGCUUCCCGCUCAACCACGCCACCUACGUCCUCCGCAUCCUCUCCCACCUGGUGGCGUACACCAACUCCUGCCUCAACCCCAUCGUCUACGCACUCGUCUCAAAGCACUUCCGUAAAGGUUUCAGGAAGGUUUUCAGCUGCUCGCUGAAGAGGAGGGAGGUCAACAAGGUGCACGUCAUCCAGGUGGUAAACACGGUCAGCAGCGUGGAGACGUCACACUGAAGACGAAGAGGACGAAGAGGAAAAGCCAACUGAAAAUUAUGAACCAUCAACAUCCCCAGAAACUUCCUUUGGGUGACGCAAGGUCCCAAAAGUGUCAAUUUCAUCAACCUAAACAGUGUCGAAAACAAACAAAACAAAAAAAGCAGUUUUUCUAAAUUAAUUAUGAGACAGAAUUUGAUGGAAAAAAAUCUGCUUUUACGUUUCUCCAUUAACAAGAUGAUGUAAAUUAUCUAGUUAAUACAGAUUAGUUGAGUUUCAUUCUUCAAUGAAAACGUUUCUCGGCGUUCUGAGAUAUUUACCCAGACAAACUAAAAAAAUGUUCCUCAUUACACUUCUGUAUAAUAUUUGUCUGUUGUAUUAUUGUACAGAUAGCUCAACAAGCCUCGAUGUUCUCUGUGCUGUUUUACAAUAUUACAAUUAAAAUAUGCUGCAUGAUUAUUUAUUGUCAAAUAUCGUAUUUGUUAUAUCUGACUGGCCGUGUUGCUGUACUGAGAGAUAUAAGUUUCUGUGUUUUCAU